Diabrotica balteata is the source of this 758-nucleotide messenger RNA. Lineage: Eukaryota; Metazoa; Arthropoda; Insecta; Coleoptera; Chrysomelidae. The record is from the annotation of a GenBank genome assembly.
GUUUAAUUGAGCCUCGUGUAAGUUUAGUAUAAAACCGAUUAAAAACGUGCGUUUUGAAACAGCUGUGCCGACGAAAAUUCACCAAAGAUGAAGAUUACAGCAACAUGUCUUACAGUAGUCUUUCUGUUUGUUUCUUUAAGUGAAGCUUACAUUAGAGAUGAUUCCAAUACUCCAAGUACUGUACGGGUUGCUUCAAAGCCUCAAUGGGAAAAAAACUUCGAGAAUGGAGGACUAUCGACUCUGCCAUUAGUUCGUUUUGGAAAUAAACUCUAUUAUUUGGGCCUUCACGUAACGGAGAGUUGGAUAAAUGCUAUCACAUUUUGCAAAACCCUACAGAUGGAGUUGCUAUCAAUUAAUUCAGCACUUGAGAAUGAAAAAAUCGGAAAGUUCGUAAGAGAACAAGGUAUCCAUAAUCGAUAUUGGAUUGGGGGAGCAAGAUUCGUAGAUGACCGUCAAUAUUUGUGGGUACCUUAUGGAACAGAAAUUCAGUACAGCAACUGGCCUCCCGGUCAUCCAGUACAGAAUGCUCAUAAGUGUAUAUUAGUGCAGAUAUUCGGUGCCCAGCUCAAUUGGGUUGAGGGAGACUGCAACGUACCACUAAAUUUCAUUUGUGAAAAAUAUGUGGAAAAUUAUGGCCCUUCACUGGGGUCUAUUUGAACGCAACUACUAAUAUUUUAAGAAAAGUAUUAGAUGUGAUAUUUAACUCAAAUUAUUUUGUUAAAUAAAGAUUUUUUAUAAUUAAAAAUUCAUAAUUACAA